Prorocentrum cordatum is the source of this 1284-nucleotide messenger RNA. Lineage: Eukaryota; Dinophyceae; Prorocentrales; Prorocentraceae. The record is from the annotation of a GenBank genome assembly.
AUGACGUCCGUUCCGCUGCCAGGUUGGGCCGCCCGCCCGACAUUCUUGGUGCCCACGCAUGAUGCCAAAGAGUAUUUCGAUGGCGCUACUGGCGAGCUCGCCACAAGGAACUUGCGCGACACGCCUCUUACUGGUGGGUGCGGCCAGUCUUUUGAGCGAGCAUUUAAGACGUACUCUGGGCGGCCUUGCAUUGGCCGCCGGCCCCAUGCGGAGGCUCCUUUCGAGUGGUCUACAUACGCUUCUUUCCAUGCCGACAUUCUUGCCUUGGCAGCGGCGCUUCACAGUGAGCUGCCCGCUGGCAGCUCCGUGGGCAUCUGCAUGAGAAGCUCCUAUGAGUGGGCACUGCUGGACUAUGCGUGCAUGUUCGCUGCCAUGCCUUCCGUCGCGCUGAGCGAGGUCUGGGACCCCUUGACUGUGAGCAAGGUGUCGGAGCAGCGCGGCCUGGCGGCGAUCGCCUGCGACUCCGGCAGCGCCACCAAGGUGCUCGGCGCCGCCACGGCGGCCCGGGCCCAGCUGGUCAUCCUCGCGCAGGGGGCUGUGCCGUGCGCUGGGCCGCUGGCGUGCGGGGCGCAGGCUGCGGAGGCCAGGGGCUGCACCGUCGCGGAGCUGAGCCGCCUCCUGCGGACUCCACCGCUGGCCGCGCCGGUGCAGCGAGACCCGAGCGCCACGCACACGAUCAUCCACACUUCGGGCACCACGGGCCUUCCCAAGGGCGUGGUGUAUUCGGACGGGCUCUGGCUCACGAACAUGGCCCACAUCCCCGCGCGGCUGUCGGUGGGAGUCUCCUACCAGCCCCUGGCUUUCAUCACAGACCGGCACACAGUCGCAACCAGCCUCUGGAACGGGGGACGUGUGGGCCUUGUGACUUACUGCCAUGGGCACAGCAAGAUGGAAGACAUCAUCAAAGACCUCCAGGAAGUCCGCCCGACCUUCUUGAAGGGCGUUCCAAAGUUCUGGGAAGACAUGCAUGUGGCUGCAAGGAUGCAGCAGGACCGCAGUCUGAGUAUCUUGGGUGGCCGAAUUCAGGUGGCGAUCUGCGGCGCCGGUGCUCUUCCGAAGGGCGUCAUUGAUUUCUAUAACAAGGAAUGCAGCGUAGUGGAUGAGUCGAGCAGUACACCGAGGCCAGUCAAGUUCAUCGAAUCAUUGGUUAUGGCUCGACCGAGGCAGGGAACGUGGCGACGAAUCGAAAGAUGUCCCAGCACGUCGAGUGGAAGCUUCUCCCUCAGGAAGGCUUUGACAUAUCGGAGGGCAAGGGGCAACUGGCAGUCAAGACGGGGAACAUGA